This is a messenger RNA of Phycomyces blakesleeanus NRRL 1555(-), 1107 nucleotides long. RefSeq lists its product as hypothetical. The annotation marks the transcript as partial. Gene Ontology annotation, biological process: mRNA splicing, via spliceosome. The record is from RefSeq and is a predicted model, not a curated record. The transcript is spliced from 4 exons. Gene Ontology annotation, cellular component: U4/U6 x U5 tri-snRNP complex. Lineage: Eukaryota; Fungi; Mucoromycota; Mucoromycetes; Mucorales; Phycomycetaceae.
CCCACAAAGAAUCCUUAUUUUGAUCCUUCCUUGAUUGCCAAGACUGCCCCAGUUUCACGUAGAGCACGGUCGCUAAAGUUUGUUAGACCUGGAAAAUACAUCCAACAAGCCAACCAGGAGAGAGCAAAAGCACAAUUGGAAAAAUUGAAACAAGAGAUUUCUGAGAAUGUCAAAAAGGCAGGCAUGGAAGUUGAAUUGGAUAUUUCCGAUAAAGCCAUCAAGAAAGAGCCUCCACCAGCUAUUGAGUGGUGGGAUGCUCCCUUUAUGCCCAACAAAACAUACAGUGAUCUAGAUACUCAGCCUGUGAAUCCAGAUUCCCUUGGUGCAUUGGUUACUCUCUAUGUUCAUCAUCCUAUCCCCAUUAAACCACCAAGUGAACUCACGGGCCCAGCUGUCAGUCGUUCUCUGAUGCUCACUAAGAAAGAGCGCAAGAAGUUGCGAAGACAGCAGCGCCAGGAAACACAGAAAGAGAAGCAAGAUAAGAUUCGUCUCGGCUUACUUCCUCCUGAUCCACCAAAGGUCAAGAUUAGCAAUUUGAUGAGAGUACUCGGUGAUGAGGCAAUACAGGAUCCCACAAAGAUUGAAGCUAAGGUGCGCAAGGAGAUGGAGUUGAGACAGAAACAGCACGAAACAGCCAAUGAGCAACGUAAAUUGACACCUGCCGAAAGACGAGCAAAGAUUGCCAACAAGCUCAAGAAUGAUCAAAAGAUAAGUAAUGAGGUUGCUGUAUUCAAAGUGAAAAAAUGUUCACAUCCUAAACUUCGCUACAAAAUCGAAUUGAAUGCACAACAAAAUCAAUUAUCCGGUAUGGUGAUUGUACAUCCAAAGUGUAACCUUGUGAUUGUUGAAGGAGGACCCAAGGGUAUCAAGGCAUACAAAAAGUUGAUGCUUCGUCGAAUUGAUUGGAACGAUAUGCCACCACCAAAGAAUGGACCACUGGAGGCAAUGGAUGUUGAUGAGACUGAGGAGAAUGCAUGUUAUUUGGUGUGGGAGGGACAGGUAAAAAAUAAGGCAUUCAAAAAGUUCACUUGGCGUUCGUUUGAGAGUGAAAAGAUGGCUCGUGAAGAACUAUCUAAAUGGCAUGUAGAACACUACUGGGAUGCUGCA